Messenger RNA from Drosophila obscura, 7057 nucleotides. RefSeq names its product phosphatidylinositol 4-kinase alpha (gene Pi4KIIIalpha). Gene Ontology annotation, biological process: phosphatidylinositol-mediated signaling; phosphatidylinositol phosphate biosynthetic process. Gene Ontology annotation, molecular function: 1-phosphatidylinositol 4-kinase activity. NCBI's taxonomy places the organism in Eukaryota, Metazoa, Arthropoda, Insecta, Diptera, Drosophilidae. Gene Ontology annotation, cellular component: cytoplasm; plasma membrane. The record is from RefSeq and is a predicted model, not a curated record.
GAUGGUUUGACACCUCUAAUUGACACCAAAAUAUUAAUUUAAAAGCCGAUUUACGACGAUGAUAAACGCUUAGAUUGAUUAUUUGACCCACUAAAUAAUCUAUUGGGUGGUUGAUCAUCGAAAACGAACGUGCCACGCCCCUUAAAGAGAAGGAAAACAGCCGUAAAAGCAUCAAGAGGAGUGGAGGAGACCUGGAGGAGAGAUGACGAUGACCGCCUCGGACAAGUACACGUACCAGCGGGCAGUCCUAUGUCUGGCCCGAGUGCUGGCUGGGAUCCAGCCCACGCCGUGGGAGAAGGUGCAGACAUUGUUCCGUUAUUGCCCGCAGGAGAAUGCCGCGGGCGUCUUCUGCCUGGACACCAGGGCCCAGGAUGCGGUCAUUGCGCUGGGCAUAUACUUUCUGGAGAGUGGCUGCCAGCACGAGUCACAGAUAGUGCCCUAUCUGCUGCGGCUGGCCAAGUGCCUGCCGAAGGCGGUCUGGAUCGAUGAUGCGAGGAGCAGCAAGAUCGAACGUGUGCGCAUCCCGUCGGCCGAAAAGUUCAGCUUCUGCCUGAACACCCUGCUGUCGGACAUUGCCGCCAAGUGCCCGGAUUCGCGCGAGGAGAUCAUACUCAAUCAGGUGGAGACGCUGGGCGCUUUGACCAACAUUGUCAAGUCCAGCAGGGACAGCAGCUCGGCACCGCCACCGAUUAUACUUUGCAAGGCCACGGUGCCGCUGCUAUUUGGACUGGCCCGUUCGAUGGGCCGUUAUGCCAGCAAUGAUCCACCGCUGCUGUGCCGCAUCUUUCCGCCAGAGCUGCUGCCCAUCCAGCGGGUGGGUGGGCGUGACGGCACCGCCAGCAGCAGUGCCAGCGGCACCUGUGGCGGCUCCUUUAGCAGCAGCGAGCGCCUGGCUGCCACUGCCAACCAUCAGUUUCGACCGAUAAUACCCCGCUCGAUGUCCGGCAGCCUGGCCGCGCACCAACACCACCACCAGCUCUAUGACGAUAACCGGCAGCGACACCUGGGCUAUGGCUUCUACAGUAACGCCAGCAAUGCCAACAAUAGCAAGCAGAAGCCAUCCCUGAACAGCUAUUGCUCGGUGCCGUACGAUCCGCGGACGCACUUCUUCACGCGCUACGGCUCCAGCUUUAAUCAGUUCCCCAAUAUGCGGGUAUGCGAAUCGCCAACGAAGGGCGGUCCUCGGCCCCUGUAUCGAGUGCCGCCGUUUCCCAUCCAGCAUCUGCAGACGAUAUUCGCGGUAUCCAAGAAGCUGCUGACCAAGGAUACGCUGGAGCAUCUGGACGAGCAGGCCAGCGAUAUAUUCUCGCUGCACCAGAUUAAGGGAUAUUGCUACAAGAGCUUCUCGGAGACACUCAAUCUGGUGCUGGUGACGUUGCUGCGCGAGCUGUUGCAGCAUCAGGUGGAUUUGCCCACACCCUUCACCAAGGAUGUGCAGGAGUUUGUGAAGCGGCUCUUCCUCAACGGCCAGACAGAGCUGCAGAAUAAGCAGCAGGACCAGGAGCGUGAGCGGCGCGAAGAGAACGGCAUUGCCGUUGUCAACAAAUACAAGGUCAAUGUGAUGGCCAAUGCCGCCUGUGUGGAUCUCCUUGUCUGGGCCAUACGCGAUGAGACGGUUGAUGUCGACUAUACGGUGCCAUCCCUGCAGAAUGGCUUGCAAUUUUUAUUGAAGAAAGAGGCGGACAAACUAUGCGGACGGCUGUCACAGAAGCUGAAUCUCGUGCUCAGCCACAAGAUCGUGAUGGAUCACAUGCCCCUGCUGAUGGUCUGCCUGGAGGGCCUGGGCAAGCUGGCACAGAAAUUUCCCAAUAUAGCCGGAACAUCGAUAUCGUAUUUGCGUGACUUUCUGGUGGACCCCAGCCCCAUACUGGGCAAACUGCAUGCCCAUGCCAUGCAGUCGUUGGCGCUCCAAAAGAAGGAGAAAGAGCUGACGCCAUUCAAGAUUGUGGUGCAGCAUUCGGAUUCGCGUGCUGUGGUCGAUAUUCUAAACGAUAAUCAGAAGCAUGCGGCUGCGGCUGGGGGCCCCGGCGCCAGUGGACGCAGCGGGCAUGUGGCCUUUGAGGCGCUUCGUGAUGCAGCCAUUGAGAAUCUAUCGAUUGCGCUGCGUGCAGCACACACACUGGAUCAGUUUUGUGUGCCCGCUUUGGUGGCCAAUGUGUCCAAUCGUUUGUUUACCGCCGAGAAGCAUGAAAGCGAAUCAAAUUUGGUUAGCCUGAAUAUCAUCGUGAUGCUGGGCCAUGUGGCCGUUGCACUGAAGGACACCUCCAAGACGACACAGAACAUACUGCAGUUCUUCAUUCAGCGCUUCUGCAAGGUGCCAUCGGAGCAGAAUGCCCUGAUUGUCGACCAGCUGGGCUGCAUGAUCAUCUCACAGUGCGAGACGCAUGUCUUCGAUGAGAUCAUGAAGAUGUUCUCCCGGGUGACAGUGCAAUCGGCCUCGCUGGCCUACACCUCAGAUCCGGAGCAUCGCAAGCAGUUCCAUCAUGUCUCCGAUGCGGUGGUGAAUGCCCUGGGAAAUAUUGCUGCCAAUAUACAGGGCGAUGCGGAGAUGCUGGAGCUAUUGGGCAAGCUGCUGGAGCUGUUCGUGCAGAUUGGAUUGGAUGGUGAGCGCUCCUACGACAAUACGCCGGGUGCCCAGAAGGCCAGCUCACGGGCUGGUAAUCUGGGCAUGCUAAUACCGGUGAUUGCGGUACUGGUGCGUCGCCUGCCGCCAAUUAAGAAUCCACGCCAGCGGCUGCACAAGCUCUUCAAGGACUUUUGGGCCUACUGUGUCGUUAUGGGCUUUACCAAUGCCCGUUUAUGGCCAGCCGAUUGGUAUCAGGGUGUACAGCAGAUUGCGGCCAAAUCGCCGCUACUCAUCUCACAAACGGCCCACAAAUCGGAUAUGCGCGAGCUCAACUAUACGCUGGCCAUUAAAAGCGAUUCAGUGAACGAGCUGCGCAGCCAGAUACUGAUGCUGCUCGAGCACUCAUCGGACAAUGUGGCGACGGCCAUCAAUAAGCUGACAUUUGCCCAGUGCACAUACCUGCUGAGUGUCUACUGGCUGGAGAUGCUGCGCGUCGAGAAUGCCGAUGAGCCCAGUCUGGAGCCCAUUAUGAGCUAUCUGUGUGACACGGCACUGCAGCGGGAUAAAACGGGCAUCUGGCAGUGUGUUAAAUGCGUCGCCGAUCAGGUGUUUGAAAAGUUUCGCAAUGUUCUGUACGCCCACGAUGAGAUACGUGAGAAGGUGCUCGAGUCGCAGGCAACGCUGCUGCUUGUCUACUUCAAUCACAUACACAAGCAAAUCCAACUGGUGGCCGAUCAGUAUCUGUCACAGCUGGUGGAUCGCUUCCCCCACCUGCUGUGGAAUCGUCGGGUGCUCUGGUGCAUGCUGGACAUACUGCAGCUGCUGGCCUACUCGCUGACCCUCGAUCCGAAUGAGGAGACGCCCACGCUGCGUGUGGUAUCCACACCAUAUACGCUGCAGCUGAUGGACUCGCUGCCGGCGAGGGAGCUGCGGCUGAAGGACUUUGCCGAUCGCUGUCAGGGCAUUGUGAAUGAGGCGAUGAAAUGGGCGCCACGCUCGACGCGUUCCCACCUGCAGGAGUAUCCCAAUCAGAUACCCACACCGGUGCUGGCCCACCACAGCGGCCUGGCGUUGGCCAUUGAUUCGGUGGUCAAUAGCAGCUACCUCCAUCCGGGCAAUGCCCUGGGCACGCUCAGCAAGCGGCCCAGCUGCGUCAAUUCGGACACGCCCCGAUUCGUGUCGGUUCUGUGCUUGCGUAGCAAGUACGCGGGCGAAAUCAGCGGCCUGCUGUCGGUGCUCAGUGAGCAGGACAAGGCCGGACUGGCCGAGCGUCUGGUCAGCGAUGUGUGGGAGGCGUGCCGGGAUAAGAGCGAUGCCCGUCACCGGGGCGCCCUGUGGCGAGCCACCGCCUACCUCAUCAUCUGUGCGGAGGUGGAUCGCAAGCUGUUGCAUGCCGUCGCCAGUUCGCAGCUGGAACUGUUCACGGAGUCCGUCAUGGAGACGGCCGUCGAGUGCUGGCAGUGGGUGCUGACCGCACGGCAGGAUCUCGAGCUGUGCUUCAUCCAGGAGAUGGUCAGUGCCUGGCAGACGACCUUCGAGAAGCGCAUGGGUCUGUUUGCCCUCGAAAAGGAGGUGACCCAUCCGUUGGCCGCCUUCGAGGGCUGCAAGCUCGUCAGCAGCCCCAUCCUGAUUGCACCGCAUCUGAUUUGGCUGCAGCUGCUGUCGGAGAUGGUGGACACGGCCAAGUACUGUAACCGGGACAAGGUGGAGAUGUUCUGCCUGCUGCUGCACCGCUGCCUGCCCAUUCUGAAGAGCAGUCGACAGAACCGGCAGGUGGCCACCGUCGGCUGUCGCUUCAAGCUGCUGCAAUGCGGCCUCUCGCUGCUGCAGGGCAACACCAUACCCAAGUCGCUGGCCCGGAACAUAUUGCGCGAGCGAAUCUACUCAAAUGCCCUCGACUACUUCUGCGGCCCGCCCACCUGCCCCAUACAGAGCAGGGACCAGCUGCUGGACGACAUACUCAUUCUGCUCAAGUUCUGGCAGACGAUGCGCAGCGAGAAGAAGCAUUUGGUCACCUCCGAGGUGGGGGACUAUGACAUGGCGGCGGCCAAUGCAUCGGGCAGCUCCAAUCAAAUGCUGGGCGUCAAGGCCAAUCCAGAGACGGCAUCGCUGAUCAGCGGUGGGCCCGACUACUCGAUGCGUUCGAUGAGCGCCUCCGGCAAUGUGACGGGCGGCAGCAGCGGCUGGUACAACACCAUACCGCACUCAACGUCAACGCUAUCGAAGCGCUCGAAUCGAUCCAAGCGGCUGCAGUACCAGAAGGACUCCUACGACAAGGACUACAUGAAGAAGCGCAAUCUGAUACUCGAGCUGCUGGCCGUCGAACUGGAGUUUCUCAUCACCUGGUACAAUCCCAAUUGUCUGCCCGAUCUGAUAGUGCCUGGCGAGGAGCAGAUCACCGAAUGGCGCAAUCGUCCGUACAAGGCGAACGUGUGGCGUGACUAUGCCCGCCUUGCCUGGUGCUACAAUCCAUCGCUGGCCGUCUUUCUGCCGCAACGUAUCAAGAAUGCCGAAAUCAUUGACGAGGAGGUCUCCCGCCUGGUCUGCUCCGAUCCGAUUGCCGUCUGUCAUAUACCGGAGGCCCUCAAGUAUUUGUGCACCACCAAGAAUCUGCUGCAAGAGAGUCCCGAUCUGGUGUACAUACUCUCCUGGUCGCCCGUUACCCCCAUCCAGGCAUUAUCGUACUUCUCGCGGCAGUAUCCAUCGCAUCCGCUCACCGCACAGUAUGCGGUCAAGUCGCUAUCAUCGUUCCCCGCCGAAUCGGUGCUGCCGUAUAUACCCCAACUGGUGCAGGCGCUGCGACACGACACCAUGGGCUAUGUGGUGGAAUUCAUUAAGAAUAUAUCGAAGCGUUCGCAGAUCGUGGCACACCAGCUCAUCUGGAAUAUGCAAACGAAUAUGUAUAUGGACGAGGAUCAAAUGCAUCGCGAUCCCAAUCUGUAUGAGGCACUGGAUUUGCUCUCACAGAACAUCAUUGCCUCGUUCUCGGGCGCCGCCAAGCGCUUCUAUGAGCGUGAAUUUGAUUUCUUUGGAAAAAUUACAGCCGUCUCGGGUGAGAUACGUUCCUUUGCCAAGGGCAUUGAGCGUAAGAAUGCCUGUUUGGCGGCCCUUAGCCGUAUUAAGGUGCAGUCCGGCUGUUAUCUGCCUUCAAAUCCAGAGGCCAUGGUGCUGGACAUUGAUUACAGCAGCGGCACACCCAUGCAGAGUGCCGCCAAGGCGCCGUAUUUAGCACGUUUUCGUGUCUAUAGGUGCGGCAUCACGGAACUGGAGACACGUGCCAUGGAGGUCUCCAAUAACCCGAACUCGCAGGAGGAUGCCAAAAUAACGCUGGGCGUUGAGUCGUGGCAGGCGGCCAUCUUUAAGGUGGGCGACGAUGUGCGUCAGGAUAUGCUGGCGCUUCAGGUGAUCACCAUAUUCAAGAAUAUCUUCCAACAAGUUGGCCUCGAUCUGUUUCUGUUCCCCUAUCGCGUCGUGGCCACAGCUCCAGGCUGCGGCGUGAUCGAAUGCGUGCCGAAUGCCAAGUCACGCGAUCAAUUGGGCAGGCAAACAGACUCGGGGCUAUCCGAGUACUUCCAGCAUCAGUAUGGCGAUGAGAGCUCCAAGGAGUUUCAGGCGGCGCGUGCAAAUUUUGUUAAAUCGAUGGCCGCCUACUCGCUGAUUGGGUAUCUGCUGCAGAUCAAGGAUCGCCACAAUGGCAACAUUAUGAUCGACAAGGAUGGCCACAUCAUACACAUUGAUUUUGGCUUCAUGUUCGAAUCAUCGCCCGGUGGCAAUAUCGGCUUUGAGCCCGACAUGAAGCUCACCGAUGAGAUGGUUAUGAUAAUGGGCGGCAAAAUGGAUUCGCCCGCCUUCAAAUGGUUCUGUGAGCUAUGCGUACAGGCCUUUCUAGCGGUGCGCCCCUACCAGGAUGCGAUUGUGUCGCUCGUCUCGCUGAUGCUCGAUACGGGUCUGCCCUGCUUCCGGGGCCAGACAAUCAAUCUGCUUAAGCAGCGAUUUGUGGCCACCAAGAAUAAUAAGGAGGCCGCCGCCCAUAUGCUGUCCGUCAUACGAAACUCUUAUCAGAAUUUCCGCACGCGUACCUAUGACAUGAUCCAGUACUAUCAGAAUCAGAUACCCUAUUAGAUGUGGUUACGGUUCCUGCUGUCGUCCUGUGGUAUGAUGUUUCUUUUGUUUCUCUCCAAAACAAAACAAAACAAAAACAACAACAAAAAGUGUAUUGAAUUAUGUAUUUUGUUUUAUUUUUCUAUGUAUUUUUCUUAACCUAAAUAUCAAUUUAUUUCUGUAUUCCCCCGCUCCCCCGCUCCCAUCGCCCUUAUGAUAGUAAUUAUUAAGGUGUUGCAAGUUUUUCGAAGUAUUUACGAUGCAUAUAUUAAAUCAAUUAUAGGGCAAUAUGUUGUUCAAUGUAUCUGUUACCUACAUAUAUAUAUAUACUAAUAUACAUAACAUAUACACAACAAACCAAACCAAUAUACACCAUUAAAGUAUAUACUA